AUGCAGGUAUUCGUCGAUGAAAAGUUUCCUGAAGGGAGCCUAAAAGUUAGAAGAGGGUACAAGAAAGUAUUCUUCUCAAUUUUUGCUACAGUGUUACUAGGGGUACAUCUCAUCUUGUCACAGGUCCAUUUUUUCGAAAAUGAUAUUACUAUCCCAUCAUAUAAACAACCACGGUGUGGUAAGACAGAAGCGAUUUCUCCAUCUUUUGACGUGUCCGUUCAAAAGAUUCUAAAUGAUCCAGAUUUCAAAUUGAACUCGAUUGAAAAAUUGUCAAAGGCAAUCCAAAUUCCUACAGAAGUUCACGAUGUUAAUCCAAUUCCAUCAGAAAAUCCAUCAUACUACAACAAUUUCUUCCGUUUCCAUCAAUAUUUGGAAUCUACUUUCCCCCUGGUACAUAAACAUUUGAAGAAAGAAUUGGUUAAUGGCGUCGGUUUGCUAUAUACAUGGGAAGGUAAAAAUGAAACUCAAAAACCAGUGAUUUUGAUGGCUCAUCAGGAUACUGUCCCAGUAAAUAACGAUACUUUAUCAGAGUGGGAAUAUCCACCUUUCUCGGGACAUUACGAUUCAGAAACUGAUCUCAUUUGGGGUCGUGGGUCAAAUGAUUGUAAAAACUUAUUGAUUGCUGAAUUUGAAGCUAUCGAACAGUUGCUUGAAGACGGCUUCCAAACUGAACGUACAGUUAUAUUGUCUCUAGGGUUUGACGAAGAAUCCAGCGGAUUAUUGGGUGCUGGUACACUGGGCCCAUUCCUUCACGAAAGGUACGGGGACGAUGGGAUUUUAAUUAUUGUAGAUGAAGGUGACGGUAUUAUGGAAAUUGACGAUGGAAUUUUCGUAGCUAGUCCAAUCAAUGCUGAAAAGGGUUACGUAGAUGUUGAAGUAACAAUAAGGGGCCACGGCGGACAUUCUUCUGUUCCUCCAGAUCAUACCAACAUUGGUAUUGCCGCAGAAUUGAUUACUCUAUUGGAGAAAAAUCCGUUUGAAUAUCGUUUUGAUCUUGAUAAUCCAUUAUACAAUUUAUUGACCUGCACAGCUGAACAUUCUAAAUCCAUUUCUCAGGAUUUAAAGGAUGUUAUCUUGGAAGCACCAUAUGAUAAAGUUAAAAAGAAUUUACUAACUGAAUUUGUCUCUAAAAAACCUGAUCUAAGAGAUUUAAUUAGAACCACUCAAGCCAUUGAUAUUAUUAAUGGAGGUGUCAAGGCUAAUGCACUUCCAGAAACCGUUAGUUUCUUGGUCAAUCAUAGGAUCAAUCUACAUUCUUCUAUAGAUUAUACUGUUGAAAGGGACCUAAACUAUAUCAAGCAAAUAGCUAAAAAGUAUGAUUUCGGUAUAUUUUAUGAUGGUAAAUUUUUAAAAAAUGAAACCAAAAAUGGAUAUUUUGAUAUAAAAAUUUUAAAACCAUUGGCACCAGCACCCGUUUCUCCUAAUGAAGGUCCUGUUUGGGAUAUGCUAGCAGGGACAAUUCAAGAUCUAUUCCAAAAUAAGAUUUUUGACAAGCAAGAAAAUAAUACCAAUCAACUUUACGUUACAACGGGUUUAUUCUCUGGAAACACUGAUACAAAACACUACUGGGCCUUAUCGAAAAAUAUAUACAGAUUUAUUGGUUCAAUUGUAGGUGCAAGCACAUUGAAAACAGUUCAUUCUGUUAAUGAACAUAUUGAAGUUGAAGGUCACCUUUCAGCUAUUGCUUUCGUGUAUGAAUUUAUUGUAAAUGUAAGUGAGUAUAAAGAGUCCUAG
This is a messenger RNA of Kazachstania africana CBS 2517, 1734 nucleotides long. It is a transcript of the gene CPS1, whose product is annotated as Gly-Xaa carboxypeptidase. The record is from RefSeq and is a predicted model, not a curated record. Gene Ontology annotation, molecular function: metallocarboxypeptidase activity. NCBI's taxonomy places the organism in Eukaryota, Fungi, Ascomycota, Saccharomycetes, Saccharomycetales, Saccharomycetaceae. Gene Ontology annotation, cellular component: fungal-type vacuole lumen. Bases 1 to 1734 code for a protein of 577 amino acids. The transcript has a single exon.